Molecule: messenger RNA, 1228 nt
Organism: Dufourea novaeangliae
Lineage: Eukaryota; Metazoa; Arthropoda; Insecta; Hymenoptera; Halictidae
Product: homeotic protein antennapedia-like
Exons: 2
Coding region: 163-1224 (353 amino acids)
Biological process (GO): anterior/posterior pattern specification; negative regulation of transcription by RNA polymerase II
Cellular component (GO): nucleus
Molecular function (GO): RNA polymerase II cis-regulatory region sequence-specific DNA binding; DNA-binding transcription factor activity, RNA polymerase II-specific
Source: RefSeq, a predicted model, not a curated record
CAAAGGAGAGAAGAAAACGGUUCGAUUAUCCGGAGACAGAGGACAACAGUAAGUAACCGACAAAAAAAACGGGCUACGGAUCAAGGAUUUAAAAAGAAAAAAACGGAGAGCACGCAACAAGACCGAGGUGGCACUAGCAGGUGGGACAGGUGGGACAGUAGCAUGAGUUCGUACUUCGCGAAUUCGUAUAUCCCGGACCUGCGUAAUGGCGGGGUGGAACACCCGCAUCAGCAUCAGCAGCACUACGGUGCCGCCGUCCAGGUGCCCCAGCAAACGCAGUCGGGUCAGCAGCAGUCUCAGCAAGCCGGGGAUCCAUGCGAUCCGAGUCUCCUACGGCAAGCAGUGCCUGGCCACCACUAUGGAGCAACGGGCAGCCAGCAGGACAUGCCUUAUCCGAGGUUCCCGCCGUACAAUCGGAUGGACAUGCGGAACGCGACCUAUUAUCAGCAUCAGCAGGAGCACGGGAACAUCGACGGCAUGGGAGGUUACAGGUCGACGUCCCCGAGCCCCGGUAUGGGGCACAUGGGGCACACGCCGACCCCAAACGGACAUCCGGCAACUCCUAUUGUCUACGCGAGUUGCAAGCUUCAAGCGGCCGCGGUCGAUCAUCAGGGUAGCGUGCUCGAUGGACCGGACAGCCCGCCGCUGGUCGAGCCCCAGAUGCAUCAUCAGAUGCACACGCAGCAUCCUCACAUGCAGCCGCAGCAGGCUCAGCAUCAGCAGCCGCCGCAGCAGCAGCACCAACAUCUACAGGCGCAGCAGCAGCACAUGAUGUACCAACAGCAACAGCAGCCACAAGCGGCGACGCAACAGACCCAAGCCGGCAUGCAUCCGCAGCAACAGCAGCAAGCACAGCAACACCAAGGGGUGGUCACGUCGCCGCUUAGUCAGCAACAACAGGGCGCUCCUCAAGGCGCGGCUAGUGCCAACCUGCCGAGUCCGCUUUAUCCGUGGAUGAGAAGUCAAUUCGAGAGGAAACGAGGACGGCAAACGUACACCCGAUACCAAACCCUAGAGCUGGAGAAGGAGUUCCACUUCAACAGAUACCUAACCAGGCGGCGACGCAUCGAAAUCGCGCACGCGUUGUGCCUGACGGAACGGCAAAUAAAAAUCUGGUUCCAAAACAGACGGAUGAAGUGGAAGAAGGAGAACAAGACGAAGGGCGAGCCAGGCUCGGGCGACGGCGACACCGAGAUCUCGCCGCAAACGUCGCCGCAGGGUUGAGAGA